AUGGCCGUAUUCAAAUCCUGGAACCUUGCCUUACUCUCCUCUCUCUUCAUCCCCGCCCUGUGUCAGUCCAACUACCCGGACUGCACAACGGGCCCUCUCUCUGAACUUCCCAUAUGCGAUACCAGCCUGUCCCCUCUCGAACGAGCAAAAUCCCUUGUCUCUGCCCUGACACUCGAAGAGAAAAUCAACAACACGGGCCACGAAGCAGCUGGAAGCUCCCGCUUAGGUCUCCCUGCGUACAACUGGUGGAACGAAGCCCUGCACGGAGUCGCUGAAAAACACGGCGUGAGUUUCGAAGAGUCUGGUGAUUUUAGCUACGCGACAUCCUUCCCAGCACCCAUUGUGCUCGGUGCCGCGUUCAACGAUGCGCUCAUCAGGAGAGUCGCUGAGAUAAUCUCUACUGAGGCGCGGGCGUUUUCGAACUCCGACCACGCAGGGAUCGAUUACUGGACGCCGAAUGUAAAUCCAUUUAAAGAUCCAAGAUGGGGUCGCGGGCAGGAAACACCCGGUGAAGACCCGCUGCACUGCUCGCGCUAUGUCAAAGAGUUUGUGGGCGGCUUGCAGGGCGACGAUCCCGAGAAGCCGAAGGUCGUUGCUACGUGCAAGCAUCUCGCGGCAUAUGAUCUGGAAGAAUGGGGCGGAGUCAGCCGGUUCGAGUUCGACGCAAAGGUGUCCGCUGUCGAUCUUCUCGAGUACUAUCUUCCGCCUUUCAAGACCUGCGCCGUUGACGCAAGCGUCGGCGCGUUCAUGUGCAGUUAUAAUGCCCUCAAUGGGGUUCCCGCAUGUGCGGAUCGAUAUCUCCUCCAGACAGUGCUGCGUGAGCACUGGGGAUGGGAGGGUCCAGGACACUGGGUGACCGGUGAUUGUGGUGCUGUUGAGCGCAUCCAGACGUACCACCACUACGUUGAGAGUGGACCUGAAGCCGCGGCUGCGGCGCUGAAUGCCGGCGUGGACCUGGACUGUGGGACCUGGCUUCCAAGCUACCUGGGGGAGGCGGAAAGGCAGGGCUUGAUCAGCAAUGAGACGCUGGACGCGGCGUUGACGAGACUAUAUACGAGUCUCGUACAGCUGGGGUACUUUGAUCCGGCCGAGGGUCAACCGCUGCGGUCCCUGGGCUGGGACGAUGUAGCGACGAGCGAGGCGGAGGAGCUCGCAAAGACUGUCGCGAUCCAGGGCACCGUGCUGCUGAAGAAUAUCGACUGGACCCUUCCACUGAAGGCGAACGGCACACUGGCACUUAUUGGGCCCUUUAUCAAUUUCACCACCGAGCUGCAGAGCAAUUAUGCGGGCCCGGCCAAGCACAUCCCGACCAUGAUCGAGGCAGCAGAGAGACUCGGCUACAACGUUCUCACCGCGCCAGGGACAGAGGUGAAUUCGACAAGCACAGACGGAUUCGAUGAUGCCCUCGCAAUAGCUGCAGAGGCCGACGCCCUGAUCUUCUUUGGCGGGAUCGACAACACCGUCGAGGAGGAGUCGCUUGAUCGAACACGCAUCGACUGGCCCGGGAACCAGGAGGAACUCAUUCUGGAACUCGCCGAGCUGGGAAGACCGCUGACGGUCGUGCAGUUCGGCGGCGGCCAAGUUGACGACUCAGCGCUGCUGGCAUCUGCCGGCGUCGGUGCGAUUGUCUGGGCCGGGUAUCCCAGCCAGGCCGGUGGCGCAGGGGUCUUUGAUGUCCUGACCGGUAAAGCAGCGCCCGCCGGUCGACUACCGAUCACGCAGUAUCCCAAGAGCUAUGUCGACGAGGUUCCGAUGACAGAUAUGAACCUGCAACCUGGAACAGAUAAUCCCGGCCGCACAUAUAGAUGGUACGAAGACGCGGUCCUGCCAUUCGGGUUCGGACUGCAUUAUACGACAUUCAAUGUCUCGUGGGCGAAGAAGGCAUUUGGGCCGUACGAUGCUGCCACCCUUGCCAGGGGCAAAAAUCCCAGCUCGAACAUUGUCGAUACAUUCUCCCUCGCAGUCACCAAUACGGGAGACGUCGCUUCUGACUAUGUUGCGCUGGUGUUCGCCAGCGCUCCUGAGCUCGGGGCUCAGCCUGCGCCGAUCAAGACGCUGGUCGGGUACAGUAGGGCCAGUUUAAUCAAGCCUGGGGAGACAAGAAAAGUAGACGUCGAGGUUACCGUUGCGCCGCUGACGAGGGCGACUGAGGAUGGCAGGGUGGUACUGUACCCAGGAGAGUAUACACUGCUUGUGGACGUCAACGAUGAGUACCCGACAGCUAAGUUUGAGAUCAAGGGGGAUGUGCAGGUGCUUGAAAAGUUUCCGUUGUCAGGUAACGACAGUGAUUAG
Aspergillus nidulans FGSC A4 is the source of this 2292-nucleotide messenger RNA. RefSeq names its product protein bxlB (gene bxlB). Gene Ontology annotation, molecular function: hydrolase activity, hydrolyzing O-glycosyl compounds; xylan 1,4-beta-xylosidase activity. The record is from RefSeq and is a predicted model, not a curated record. Bases 1 to 2292 code for a protein of 763 amino acids. Gene Ontology annotation, cellular component: extracellular region. Gene Ontology annotation, biological process: carbohydrate metabolic process; xylan catabolic process. NCBI's taxonomy places the organism in Eukaryota, Fungi, Ascomycota, Eurotiomycetes, Eurotiales, Aspergillaceae. The transcript has a single exon.